CGGGCGGGGCCUUCUUAGGCCAUGACCUUGAUGCUGAGCAGGCGGGCCCCCCGCAGAUCCGAGUCAGGCGUGCUGAGGGAGAGUCUCUCGCUCGUUGUCAUCUGCCGCCGCUCUCCUGAGCGCUGCGUCCCACGGAUGUGCAAUUUUUCCCAGCAAAUUUGAUCUAAAAAUAAAAGUUGCUAUGGGUUUGUCAGCGUCAUCUCCAUCCCUUGCAGUUCAGUCACCCAAUGUAUCUGAACAUCAAACAGCAUCUCCACCUUCAGAAUGUCCAAUGCAUCAGAAAAAAAUGGAAGGUUGUGCAGUGCACGUAAAAUCAUCUGACCAGGGAGCUGAAAACCAAAACGUUGUUCCUGCACAUCAAGAACACGCGUAUGAAUAUGUGGCGUGUCCUGUUAAAUCUAGUUCAUCUCAAACAACAGAUGAUAUAGACCCCAGAAAUAUGAUGCCACCUCCUAAUCAGGUGCCAUCCCCAGAUCAACCAUUUCCACUGUCAACUGUCAGAGAAGAGUCUACCAUUCCUAGAGCAUACUCUGAAAAAAAAUGGGUUUAUCCUUCAGAGCAAAUGUUUUGGAAUGCUAUGCUUAAGAAAGGGUGGAGGUGGAAAAAAGAUGACAUCUCUCCUGAAGAUAUGACUAAUAUUAUUAAGAUUCACAAUCAAAAUAAUGAGCAAGCUUGGAAAGAGAUUUUAAAGUGGGAAGCUCUUCAUGUCGUGGAAUGUCCAUGUGGACCAACAUUGAUUCGAUUUGGUGGUAAAGCUAAGGAGUAUUCACCAAGAGCCAGAAUACGUUCAUGGAUGGGAUAUGAACUUCCUUUUGACAGACAUGAUUGGAUAGUUGAUCGUUGUGGAAAAGAAGUCAGAUACGUUAUUGAUUAUUAUGAUGGUGGAGAAGUAGAUAAGGACUAUCAGUUCACCAUCUUGGAUGUCCGUCCUGCAUUUGAUUCCAUCUCUGCUAUGUGGGACAGGAUGAAGGUAGCUUGGUGGCGCUGGACUUCAUAACUAGCUACAUACUAUGUAAUCAACACCUAAAACUGUAUUUGCUUAAACUGAAGAGGAGAAGAGAGUGGAACUUUAAAUAAAGUUCUUAGUGGCUAUACUUACCUUAAUUUGCCAACAUUAUCCUUCCUCAUUGGGAGGCAGGGGGAUGACAUGUCUUUUUCUUAUGAACUGGUACUUCAUGCUGUCUUUAAGUAAAGAAUAAGGUAUGUGUCUUUUUUCAUCUGGUCAAAUUUUGGUGCUCCUAGUUUCCUUAGAAAAGAACAGAAGAAUUAUCACAAAGAAUUUUCUGCAAAUGCUCAAGGUUUUCAAAGCUAUUUAUGAAGUCAUUUUGGAAAGUGAGGUGGAAAAUCCUAAUGUGUGCUUUAUGGUUGAUUUAAAGCUAUAAGGCAAAAUUAAUUAAUCAAGCCCUACGCAAGCACAUUGAGGCCUUGACCCUGAUUGGGGUCUCUGGGCACUACUGCAAGGUGUUUUGUAAAUGCUUUUAGCUGGUUAUUAUAAACAGAACUCAGAUUCUCCUCAUGGUGGGUGAAAUAAAACAAUCUAGCUAAAUGAUUACAGCAAGCAAUUACUCUUGUUUUAUUUAAGGUUCUGUGUUGUCAUAUGCUGGCAUUUUAUUUCUUCAAAUCUACAUUUUCUCAGUUUUGCUCAUAUCUACUCUAUUUAAUUAAAAAAAACCCUAUAGCAUUUAAGUAUUUUGUAUUCUAAAAAGGAGGUUAAUAGAUAUUUCUUUCAGGAUGUUUAAAAGUACUUGUCUUCUUUAGCUACAGUCAAGGGCAGAAUUAAGCUUUUUGUAGAGAGAAUGUGAUGCCUUCAUUUAAAGAGAAAAAAUAAUCUGACAUGUUCAGCUUGCACUACAACAUUCAAUUCUCACAUCUUGCAUUUUGAAGUGUUUUGCAGGUGUGGUAGAUAAUCCCUAUAUAUACUGUUAAAAAUUUAGCCUGAUGAAAAGCAAAUGAUAAGCUUCUAACUUGAUUGACUUAUUUCUAUGUGUUAGGAAAUAAUUAUUGCAUAUGUUUUAAAUAUCUGGACAAGCUUGCAUGUUGUCCAAAAGGCAGCAGGAUUUGUAAUAGUUUUGUAAUUCAGUGCUCCCAAAACUUAAGGGUUAUAGGCAUCAGGAGCUAGCUAUAAGCUUUAAGUAUUUUUUGGCAUGCCCUGCUCUUGUGAGUGAUUGAUCCCUGCAUAGCACUCAUGUCAUUUGGUUUCCUCACUAACCCCAUUAUAACCUGCUUAGUAAGAAUUUUCUUCACUAAAUCCUUAAAAAAAAAAGUCCAGUAUGAACAGAUGAACACUAAUUUUAACUUGGCUGAAGGAGUCUGUAAUCAAAUUUAUACAGGAAGCUGCUUUUGGGAUCAUCAACCCAUCUUGCCUGGAAUGAUUUUAGAUGGGGCUGAUCCUGUCUUGAGCAGGAGGGUUGGACUAGAUGGCCUCCUGAAGUCUCUUGUAGGCAUUCUUUUCUAUGAUUCUACCUUAGGAGCAACUGACUCGACGAAGCUUCAAGUUUGAAGGUAGUAACAUAAGAGUUCACUUCAGAGAUUUCCAAACUGUAUUGAAUAUUAUAAGUAAAUUGUGGCCUGAUAUCUUUUGAAAAGGAGCUACUUCUUUCUUUACUCAUUCCUGUUCAGAAUAACUGUAUUCCACACCAAUCUGAACUGGAAUCCAUUUUGAACAAAAAUAAGCUCAGUGAAUCACUAGUGUGCGACACAGUUAAUAGGAGGAUAAGUAUGGCAUCCUGUGUCUGAUGUUUGAAAGGUUACUGGCCCCAUACAGUAUAACCUCAUGAAUCUGGCAUGCUUGGGACCGAACACUUGCUGGAUAGCUGAAAAUGCCGGAUUUUUGAAAUCUGAGCAGCGGCCAGUCAUGGAGUGACUGGCAGAGUUGGGGAGGGGGGUAGUAGCAGGCAGUCUCAGAGCCUCUGUGUGCGGUGCAGGGUGGUUAAUAAUAGUGGCAGCAGCCACAUGCAAGCUUUCCCGUCCACGUCUGGGGGGGGGGGGGGAGCGGGGACUAGUUCUUGAGUAGCAACUCCAGUGCUGGAUUUCUGAGAUCUGGAUUCAUGAGGUUUUACUGUAUUAUUAGUCAGAAAUACCUGGUGUUUAUGUGGUGUUCCUUGCAAAAUCAGUGUUGAUAAUUUGGGAUACAUACACUCCUUAUUUCUUAUGCAAAAUCACAGAAAAAUUAACAGUGCUUAAAUUAUGUAUCAGGAAUUUCAAAAGAACUAGUUUACCCCCACUGACUGUAAUUUUGAUGGGUGGCUCAUUACUAAAAUAGUCUUUGGUAAAGAACCCAAACAAGAUGCACACUUGCUUUGAGUUAUUUGUCUUCUAGUAUGCCCCGUCUUAUAUGCAUAGGAUCAGGUUUGUUCUUUGCUGUGUUGCUGCUGCUUACAAAAUGUUAUUUGAAUUUUCCCUUUUGUUUUAAUAAAUAGACCUGUUUUUUGUUUUGUUUA
Alligator mississippiensis (American alligator) is the source of this 3440-nucleotide messenger RNA. Its product is annotated as holocytochrome c-type synthase. Gene Ontology annotation, biological process: cytochrome c-heme linkage. The coding region runs from base 182 to 997 and encodes 271 amino acids. Gene Ontology annotation, molecular function: holocytochrome-c synthase activity. The record is from RefSeq and is a predicted model, not a curated record. Gene Ontology annotation, cellular component: mitochondrion. NCBI's taxonomy places the organism in Eukaryota, Metazoa, Chordata, Crocodylia, Alligatoridae. The transcript is spliced from 7 exons.